AUGUUAAAGACCAGUUGGAUGAGGAUGUUCCCGACAGUCCGCGUGUCCUUUACAGGAAUUCGCCCCGACCAAAAAUACAUCGUACUUAUAGACAUAGUUCCUGUAGAUAAUAAACGGUACCGAUACGCGUACCACAGAUCGUCCUGGCUGGUGGCAGGAAAGGCCGAUCCUCCUGCACCCUGCAGGAUUUACCCCCACCCCGAUGCGCCGUACUCGGGCGAACAGCUGCGCAAGCAAGUCGUCAGUUUCGAGAAAGUCAAGCUUACGAAUAACGAAAUGGAUAAGCAUGGACAUUUGGUGUUGAAUUCCAUGCACAAGUAUCAGCCUAGGAUACACUUGGUGAAGAGAAGUGAAGGGUCGUCAGGAAAUGUGGUAGAUUUAGAAAAUGAAGAGUACAAAACUUUUAUCUUUCCCGAGACGAUAUUCACUGCAGUGACGGCAUAUCAAAAUCAACUGAUAACAAAGUUGAAGAUUGACAGCAACCCAUUUGCUAAAGGCUUCAGAGAUUCCUCCCGGCUCACCGAAUUCGAAAGUAGUUUCUCUUACAGGGAAACCAUGGAGUCCAUGCUCGCUGAGCAGCACUACUUCAGAUCGCCGCUGAGGCCUUUCGGGGAAAUGGAGGCUCACAACAACAAUUUGAGCAUAGAAGAAAAGGCCAUUCUAGCUGCGAGAUCUCAGUUGUUCCUCAGAGCGGCGGCCGCCGCUGCGGGACCCUACGGGCCCCUAAUGGGGGGUUUAUACGGUGCCAGUGCUUCGCAAAGUUCCGCUGUACCGCCGGGUGUUCUCUGGAAUCAGUGGGCUUGUCUUGGUCCUUCGCUGAUUGCAGCUCAGCAUCAGCAUCAAUUGGCAGUGGCAGCGGCUGGGAGCAGUCACUUGAAUUCUCCCAUUUCUCCAAUGGCAAGGCCUUUGGCGCAGCACAGGUAUUCUCCAUAUGCUCCUCCACAAAGAUCCUCACCUGAUACCAGCCUAAGGGACGAUAGGGACUCACCAAGUAGCCCCACUUAGGUGUACUAUAUACUUGUGAUAUUUAGCGAAAAUAUUUUUAAAUUCAUCACACAGUUCCGAAUAAAUGUACAAUACAUAUGUAUAUAUCUAUUUAUAAUUUAUUUAUAGCUAGUAGAAAUAAAAAAUGUAACUGUUCCUGUACAUCUUUCAUCGGAUGCUAUCAUUAACUAUCUACUGCAUCGUUUACUAAAUACUUAAGGAAACACAAGAGAUGCUGAGAGAUGUAAUGGUUUAGUUCUUAUUACGGAUCCAGUGAUAAUCACAUGUGGUGUCAAAAAAAUCACCUUAAUUAUCACUGGAGACACCCAGAUGAUCUAAACUAGAUAAGUUUUUUACUGCUAGUUUUUGUUAUACUGGUCUGCAUAUAAAAUUAAAAAAGUCCUGCUUUAU
Messenger RNA from Brassicogethes aeneus, 1395 nucleotides. The record is from the annotation of a GenBank genome assembly. Lineage: Eukaryota; Metazoa; Arthropoda; Insecta; Coleoptera; Nitidulidae.